Molecule: messenger RNA, 7503 nt
Organism: Notolabrus celidotus (New Zealand spotty)
Lineage: Eukaryota; Metazoa; Chordata; Actinopteri; Labriformes; Labridae
Product: CLIP-associating protein 1-A-like
Exons: 57
Coding region: 1148-6022 (1624 amino acids)
Biological process (GO): mitotic spindle assembly
Cellular component (GO): microtubule organizing center; mitotic spindle; spindle microtubule
Molecular function (GO): kinetochore binding; microtubule binding
Source: RefSeq, a predicted model, not a curated record
UCCCUGUCUCCCUCCUCCGGCCGUACCAUCUGAGUGACGCAGAAGCAGUGCUGGAAAUUGUGGAAGGGGAUGCUGUUGUAGUGGCAGAACACCUCAAACAGGAAGUUCUGCAGGACUUCCAGCUCGAUGUGGAACGCCGUGAGGAAGUCCAGGUCUGUGAACAUCACCUGGAGGAGCACCAGCAUCUCCGCCUCCUCCCAUUGCCUGUUACAGACACCACACACAUCUGUGACAGACUCCAUCAACAACAACAACAACAAGGUCACCUCAUGUUGAGGAACUUCCUGCGGACUUGUUGCCGCUCCUCCUCCACGCUCAGAUGAGGCGUUUUGGGUUUCUGGGAGAGCUUGGAGAGCUGAUGAUCGCUGUCCUCCCUGAACAGACCCAUCCAGCUCAGGUGCUGCACACUCUGACAGGAGAGAAAUACAGCCUCACUGUGAGCAGAAGACCUUUCAUAUUCCAGAUGAAUAUGGGAUGUGCAGGAGACUCCACCUGGCUCUUCAGCUCACUGAUGAUUUCUGGAGUCUUCCCCACGUCCUCGAUCACUUUGCUCUCCAGAUGCUGAAGCCUGCAGACAGAAGCAGAGACGACAGUGAGUCCCUGUCACCAAACAGAGCGACGGUUAACCCCCCCCCCCCCUGCACAGGACGCCCUCACCUGUAUUCCAUGUCGUCCAGCUCUGUUGGCAUCCCCACACCUGAAAGAAACCCGGACACGUGAGCUGCUGGAGGAGAGGCUUUGCAUUUGGCCAGGAGGAACAUGACCUGCUCCAGAAAGGAAAAUGAGACCUCUUGACACUGACAACUUGAAGCUGUAAAGGACCACCUGCAGCUGACAGAGAGCCCACCCAUGUAUCCACCCAUCCUCCCCCCCUCCAGGACCCAGUACUUCCAAAAGGUCGACUACAGCUGAAAAUGAUCCAGGAGGAUGAAGUGCAUUGUCCACAGCUGCCAAACCCUGCAGGAGAGUGUGAUGCACACCCCGGCUGUGUUAGCCUCCUCAGAAACAUCCUAACUGGCAUCCAGGUAUCCUGCAGCAGGUUACGGGACCCUCUCAAGGCUUUGGUGCACAAGAGGAAGAGGAGUAAGGCCAGCUCGGAGUCUGCUCGAGCCCUGAAUUCUUCCUGUCCCAGGCAGCAUCAGCAGCCAUGGAGGAGGAGGUGGUGAGCAUGGAUUACUUGCUGGAGCAGGUGAUGCAGAAGGACCUGGGUAAGAGGCUCCAGGUGGGCCAGGAGACCAUUGAGCUCAUCCUGGAUGAAGGGAAGUCCCAAGACCUGGAACAGGACCAGAGCAUGCUGGACAGGAUGGUGGAUGCAGUGGCCAGCUCCUGGGUCAACUCCAGCAACUUCAAGGUGGUUUUGCUGGGGAUGGACAUUCUGUCAGCUCUGGUUAGCAGACUGCAGGAGAGAUUCAGGACACAGGUUGGGACAGUUCUGCCAAGCCUGAUAGACCGACUAGGAGACGCCAAGGACCAAGUUCGAGACCAGGACCAAGCUCUUCUACUGAAGAUUAUGGACCAAGCUGCCAACCCACAGUAUGUAUGGGAGCGAAUGAUGGGAGGCUUCAAACACAAAAACAACCGGACCAGAGAAGGCCUCUGCCUCUGUCUCAUCUCAACCCUGAAUGUGUUUGGAUCUCAGAGUCUGACCCUCAGUAAAAUCGUUCCUCACAUCUGUAACCUCCUUGGAGAUCCCACAAGUCAGGUGCGUGAUGGAGCCAUGAACUGCCUCAUAGAGAUCUACCGUCACGUUGGAGAACGAGUGAGGAUCGACCUGGGGAAGAAGGGUCUCCCUCAGUCACGGCUGAACGUCAUCUUCAGUAAAUUUGAUGAAGUUCAGAGGUCAGGGAGCAUGGUCCUGUCUCCACUGUCAGACAAGAACUUCGAAGACGAUGACUCGGUGGACGGCGGCCGCUCCUCGUCCUCGUCCAAAGGAGCCACGCUGUCCGGGAGGAAGGGAGUGAGCAUGGGGUCGUUCCGACGCCCUGCCCCUGCUGCCUCCAGUACCAAGUCUGCAGGAAAGGAUGGGUCAAGUGCUGGAGCUGUGGAUGAGGAGGACUUCAUCCAGGCCUUUGAGGAUGUUCCCACAGUGCAGAUCUACUCGAACAGGGAGGUGGAGGAGGCCAUGGCGAAGAUCCGAGACGUGCUGUCGGACGAUAAGAGAGACUGGGAGCUCAGAGUGGCCGCUCUGAAGAAGGUGCGUUCGCUGAUCCUCGCCGGUGCAGCAGAGUUUGACGGGUUUCCUCAGCAGCUGCGGCUCACGGAGGCUGCGUUCAAACAGUCCGCCAAAGACCUGCGCUCUCAGGUGGUGAGAGAGGCCUGCAUCACUCUGGGUCACCUGUCCUUGGUGCUAGGCAGUCGGUUCGACCACGCUGCGGAGGCCAUCAUGCCGAUCCUUCUAAACCUGGUCCCCAACAGUGCCAAAAUCAUGGCCACCUCCGGCAUGGCCGCCAUCCGUAUGAUCCUCAGGCACACACACUACCCACGUCUCAUCCCCAUCAUCACCAGCAACUGUAUCUCUAAAUCUGUGGCAGUCAGAAGACGCUGCUUCGACUUCUUGGACCUGAUGCUGCAGGAGUGGCAGACGAGCUCUUUAGAGAGGCACGGGACAGUUUUAAUGGAGACGAUAAAGAAAGGAGUUCAUGAUGCAGACGCAGAAGCUCGCUCUGUGGCCAGAAAGUGUUAUUGGAGUUUUCACGGUCACUUCCGUCGGGAGGCGGAGCUGCUGUUUCAGGGCCUGGAGUCGUCCUAUCAGAAAGCUCUGCAGGCUCACCUCAGGAGCGGGGACAGCAUGAUGUCACUGCCCGCCUCGGACCGCUCCUCCUCGUCCUCUCAGGAGAGCCUCAAUCGACCUCUGUCUGUAAAAACCAGCUUCGGGAGCAGCUCAACAAGAACCAAAGCUGCUCACACAAGGACGCCUGCUGCUGCUGCUGCCGCCUCCUCUCCUGGCUCUCUGCAGCGCUCUCGCAGUGACGUGGACGUUAACGCGGCGGCCACAGCCACCGCCCGUACCAGAAUGCCCGCUGUGCCCUCAGCCAUGACAUCAUCACCCUUCAGCUCUGCUUCAGCCCUCCCGCCUGGGUCCUACGCUUCCCUGGGUCGCGUACGGACCAGGAGAACAAGUUCAGGGACCAGUCCGUGUGUCACAGACAGCCGGGGAAGAAGCCGAGGGAAAGUGGUCUCCCAGUCUCAGCCCGGCAGUAGAUCAGGUUCUCCAGGCCGACUGCUCAGCUCCACAUACGGCCGAAUCCCGAGGCCGACCAUGGGCACCACCGCCACUGCUGCCGCCACAGCCAGCAGCACCUCCACCAGCCUGGCAGACAAGAGCCGGCCCCGAGGCCACCGCAGCCAAGGCUGCAGCAGAGAGACCAGUCCCACCAGAUCUGGAACAGCCCGCAGCCGAAUCCCCCGGCCGAGCAUGAGUCAGGGCUGUAGCCGCGAAACCAGUCGCGAGAGCAGCCGUGACACCAGCCCUGCCAGGGGUUUCUCCCCCCUGGCAACUCGCCGUCACUCCCGUUCAACCAGCGCCCUGUCCUCUGCAGAGUGCUACUCAGACCGUCUGGCUCAUCAGGCUCGCAUCUCGGCCUCGGUCAACGCCAUGAGGAUCCUAAACACCGGCACCGAUGUGGAGGCAGCUGUUGCUGACGCUCUGCUCUUAGGAGACUCGAGGAGUAAGCGGAGACCCGUCAGGCGGCGCUUCGAGUCUCCAGGAAUGCACUCCGAUGAUGACGCCAACAGCGACGCCUCCAGCGCCUGCUCCGAACGCUCGUACAGCUCGCGCAACGGCGGCAUGACGCCGCACUACCUGCGUCAGACGGAGGACGUGGCCGAGGUGCUGAACCACUGUGCCAGCGCCAACUGGUCUGAGAGGAAGGAGGGACUGCUGGGGCUGCAGAACCUACUCAAGAGCCAGAGGAUGCUCAGUCGUGUGGAGCUGAAGAGGCUCUGUGAGAUCUUCACCCGGAUGUUUGCAGACCCUCACAGCAAGAGAGUGUUCAGCAUGUUCCUGGAGACUCUGGUGGACUUCAUCACGCUGCACCGGGAGGACCUGCAGGACUGGCUCUUCGUCCUGCUCACUCAGCUGCUGAAGAAGAUGGGGGCAGACCUGCUGGGCUCCGUCCAGGCCAAAGUCCAGAAGGCCCUGGACGUCACCAGAGAGUCCUUCCCACACGAGCAGCAGUUCAACAUCCUGAUGCGUUUCAUCGUGGAUCAGACGCAGACGCCCAACCUGAAGGUGAAGGUGGCCAUCCUGCGCUACAUCGAGGCACUCGCUCGCCAGAUGGACCCAGCUGACUUUGUCAACUCCAGUGAGACCCGCCUCGCCGUCUCCCGCAUCAUCACCUGGACCACCGAGCCCAAAAGCUCUGACGUCCGCAAGACCCUUCAAAACUGGGCAGGGGAGGACUUCUCAGGCCGAGCCAGCACCGUGGCCUCUCUGCCUGGGGAGGGCAACCUGGAGGAGAGGUGCAAGCAGGCAGCCCAGGUGGUGCUGAUCGCCCUGUUUGAGCUGAACACACCAGAGUUCACCAUGCUGCUGGGUGCUCUGCCCAAAACCUUCCAGGACGGGACCACCAAGCUGCUGCACAACCACCUGAGGCACACCAGCGCCAGCAGUGGCAUCGGCAUGGCAUCUCCCAGCAACACGGCGGGUCGGAUUCCUCCUCGGCCGCCAAGCAGCCGGAGCAGCCCGCUCACCUCUCCCACUAACUGCUCCCAUGGGGGGCUCUCUCCCAGCAGCAUGCUGGAGUAUGACAGUGAGAACCUGAACACAGAGGAGAUCUACAGCUCCCUCCGCGGCGUCACUGAGGCCAUCCAGAACUUCAGCUUCCGCAGCCAAGAAGAUCUGAUGGAUCCAUUGAGGCGGGACGGGAAGAGGGACGGCAUGUCUGGAGUGGGGGCGUCUUCAGACUCAGACCCCAGGCUUGGUGGUGAUGUGGUGGGAGGAGGACGCACGGCUCUGGACAACAAGACGUCGCUCCUGAACACGCCUUCCCCUCGGUCCUUCUCUGGCCCGCGCUUCAGAGACUACAACCCGUACAACUACACGGACAGCAUCAGCACACUGGACAAAGCUGCGCUGAAGGAGGCGCUGUACGAGGACGCUGUGGAGCAGCUGAGAGACGGAUCCCGACAGGAGUGUGUGGAAAACAAGAUCAUGAACCCGAAAAACUUCCCAGCUAGCCCUGCUGAGCAGCUGGAGCUGGUAGGGGGUCUUCUGAAGGAGCUCUCCCAGGGCCAGGCAGGGGAGCGGGGCCCUGAGGAGCGCCGGGGGACCCUGCUGGAGCUGCUCAAAGUGGCUCGAGAAGACAGCCUAGUGGUGUGGGAGGAACACUUUAAAACCAUGUUGCUGCUGCUUCUAGAGACACUAGGAGACAAAGAUCACACCAUCCGGGCUCUGUCCCUGCGAGUCCUGAAGGAGAUCCUGAGGAAUCAGCCGGCCCGCUUUAAGAACUACGCUGAGCUCACCAUCAUGAAGACACUGGAGGCUCAUAAAGACUCCCACAAGGAGGUUGUGCGAGCAGCUGAGGAGGCAGCGUCCACUCUGGCAGGCUCCAUCCACCCGGAGCAGUGCAUCAAGGUCCUCUGUCCCAUCGUGCAGACGGCAGACUACCCCAUCAACCUGGCCGCCAUCAAGAUGCAGACGAGGGCCAUUGAACGCAUCACCAAGGAGCCGCUCCAUCACCUGCUGUCUGACAUCAUACCUGGACUCCUGCAGGGCUACGACAACACUGAGAGCAGCGUGAGGAAGGCAAGCGUCUUCUGCCUGGUGGCUAUCUACUCUGUGAUCGGAGAGGAGCUGAAGCCAUACCUGGCUCAGCUGACCGGCAGCAAGGACCAGACCCUCCUGGAGUCAGACCCUCAGAGACUCACAGAGACCCACAGAGACCCACAGAGACUCACAGAGACCCACAGAGACAGGGAGGGACAGCUCAGCUCUCAGACUCAGAACCUCUGCCUGCAGGUCACCAGAGUUUGCAGCACGAUGAGAGGACUUCACAGACGCCUGCAGGAGGAGCCGUGUUGACUGGAUGUCUCAGAAUCAUCUCCAGACCCGAGUGUGUUCGUACCUUGGACGUCAGGUCGCUGUUGUGGAUGGAGGUGGGCAGGGAGGAGAGGCCGAGGCCCGGCUGGCGACUGGAGAAGGAGGGCGGAGCCUGAAUGAGAGGAGGGGUGUGGCCAAAGGCGCUGAGGCCCCGCUGCUGGGAGAGGAGAUGCUGGUGACCGUACGAGCUGCUGGCCGCCGAGCUGGACCUCGAGUUGUUGAUGUAAGCAACCAGUGAGUUCGGCGAGGUGCGGAUCAUCGUCUGCAGGUCGAUGCUGGCGUCUGACAGAGGAGAGAUGGACAGAGCUCGCUUCCUGCUCAGGCGGGGCGUCAGUCUGGGGCUGGAGAACCUGGACACUGUGGGUGCACAGAGCUGAAGAGAAGAGACGCAUCCUUCUUCACCUUCAGACGUCUGAGCGGCCAGUUUUCACAUCCUGUUAAUUGCAACCUGGUGUGUCUCGUCUCUGAGCUGCCGGACCGGAGAAGACAGGAGGGAGAGGAAGACGGAGAGAAGAGGAGGAGGAGGAGGAAGAGGAGGAGCCACAGGAUGCUGCUGGGACAGAUCACCCCAAAAGCACCAGACUCUCCCUCCCGACGGCGUGAAGUCCUCCGACCGACUCCUUUGAUCCCUGACCCGCCGCCAAAUGGUCCCCACCGCAGCCACCAGCCGCUGGUUGUUUUACAGGACCACUGACUUCCUCUACGCUUCCUGGACGGGUCCUCUAAUUCACCGACACCUCAAACUCGGCAGCCGUCUACGUCCGGGUUAAUGAGCUUCAGGAGGGUCCCAGCUUCCUGUUCACGGCCUCCACGCUGACAAACAAACAACGAGCGGACCAGCAGCCGAGCCGGUCAGCAGAGCAGGUCUCAGAUCAAGCUCACCGUGAAGACCGGAUCUACAGAGAGUCUGCAGAGAGUCUGCAGCAGAGACCACAGCUCCUCCCUCUCUCUCUCUCUCUCUCUCUCUCUCUCUGCAGUUCUCUCCCUCGGGGCAACAGCAGACAUGUCAGAGUUGCCUCGUCUGUCAGAUUAAGGAGCAGCUGAGUCAUUUCACUUAACAACAUCUCCACGAGUCUGACUGACACUUACCGGAUUAGAUGUGAACUCGGCUGCAGGAUCAGGACUCUUCUUAAACGAGUUGCAGUGGAUUGCGUCUCCUUCCAAUCAUGCAGGGUGUGACCUCAGAGCUCAAACACUUGACCCUGAAGUCCUGCUGAGAGUUGUGACUCGUCACGCAGCUCCUCAGUGCAAAUAUUAUAACCACGCUCCAACGCUUCAGAGACCAAGACUUCCACGGCGGCAGCGGCGGCGGCAGAGAGGACGGGACAGAAGGCGGAGAGAGACGAGGAGCUGGACCUGAACGUGUCCCUGCAGAAACAUCCUCAUGGAGGGACGACACAGGGACAGGAAACAAGAACUCAGGACAGAUCCUCUUCAACAUGAAGGAAACUGGGAUGCAGAUA